CCAAAGUGUCGAGAUGGAGAUCCAGUUUGUGCCUAUCAGUGCCCAUGCCUUGCUUUCUCCUCCUCCUUCUCCUCCUCCUCACGUUGCCUUGCCUUGCCCGGUCUCGCCUUGCCUCGUCUUUGCUUGCCCCUCCCUCCAGGCUACCUGGACUCUCUUCAACUGUCUUCUACGGAUCCGCACUCCGUACCCGUACGCGCGACGGGUUCUGGACAGCAUUCUGUGACAAAAGGUGCUGGUUGGUGACCAGACAGGGAAUUCUGUCACUUGCAUCGCGCACCCUCUCCAGUCUUGUCCUCUUCCUUGCUCUCUCUCCACUACCUCAGCACUACUCCUUACGGGGCCAGGCUUUGCCAGUUGCUGGUAUAUCUCCUCCUCUCGCCGUCUACGUCCUGUGUCGACUACUCGGUAAUCCUUACCACCCAGACGCACUUUCGCCAGGUGAACCUCAGACAGAAGGCGACAGAGAGAGGGGGAUGAUGCAUGGUACCUAAGGUUGGUACGUAUCUGACCUACCUAGUAAAUAGGUACCUAGGUGGUGUACC
This is a messenger RNA of Colletotrichum godetiae, 542 nucleotides long. RefSeq lists its product as uncharacterized. The transcript has 2 exons. Bases 45 to 491 code for a protein of 148 amino acids. Lineage: Eukaryota; Fungi; Ascomycota; Sordariomycetes; Glomerellales; Glomerellaceae. The record is from RefSeq and is a predicted model, not a curated record.